AUGUCAUCUGGGAAAAGUAUCUCUUUCUCGGACCAGUCGACUUUGUCUUCCGGUCCGGUAGAACAUAUACAUCAUCUACAGAAUAUCGUCAUUAUAGGUGCAAGCGUCGCUGGUCAUACACUCACCGAUGAGUUGAUGCACAAGUUACCUGAAACUCAUCGAAUUAUACUCAUUGAUGCUUUGGACUUUUCUUAUUGGCCCUUGGGAUCAUUACGAGCGUCUGUCCGACCCGGAUGGGAGAAAAAGAUCUUUCGCCCCUUCACCCAAGAAACGGUAUUUCCUAAAGACUCAAGACAUCGGGUCGUUCCUGGUACACGAGUGGUGAAACUUCGUAAAGAUGCGGUGGUGUUGGACAAACCUUUUGAAGGUAGUCGGGUAGUCCCAUUUUUUAAAGCGGUCUUAGCCACAGGCUCCUCCCAAGCAAGCCCUAUGCGAGUUCAGAAUGGCGCCAGUCAAGCCGACGCUGAAUCUAUCCUCAUUCAGAUGCAAAGCGAGAUCGCUGUUGCAACCAGAGUGGUCAUCAUCGGCGGUGGUCCAGUGGGCAUAGAAAUGGCCGGGGAAAUCCGCUCUCAACAUCCCAACACCGGAAUCACUGUCAUACACGAUGGUCCUCGUAUCCUCGAACGCUUUGUCUCCUCCGCGCCUGACCUCAACAACAUGUUUGACAAUACCACCUUGUCUCAAGCAGCAGACCAGCACUACGUCGCCCCUGCUGCUAACCCGAAGCUCUCCGCUGCUUUGACCAAAUUACUCAAUGAUCAUCACGUUGAGAUCAUCACGAAUGAAAGGGCUGUCCCUUCGACUGAUCUGCCCAAUGGGUGGGAUGGGGUUGCAGGUCCUCAAGAUGGGAUCAAGAGUAUUCGUUUGAGAAGCGGUAGGACUGUGGUGGCUGAUUAUGUGUUCAUCAGUGUCGGGAAUAGGUUCAAUGUGCGUUUGGUAGAGGCUGUGGAUAAGGGAGCGUUGAUUAGUGGGAUGAUAAGAGUGGAUGAGUUUCUUCGGGUUCGAUCGACCAAUAUCGGUUCCAUCCUCGAAGGAGGUUAUUAUGCCAUUGGGGACUGUUGUUCUACACCGGGUUGGAAGACGAUGCAAGGCGCUAAAGCAGAUGGAGAAGGGGUUGCGCCGAACAUUCUCGCGGAAGUACACAACCUACCUGUGAGGAAAUACAAACGUCCCGUCAUGCAUGGAAUGCUUCUACCCAUGGGUCCAGAGUACGGAAGAGGAUAUAUGACUCUUCCUCUUAUUGGGGAUGCUCACCUACCUGAAUUUAUGGUAAAGAAAGUCAAAUCUGGGACACUUUUCGACCCCGACUACUUCCUCGCCCGAUUCAACGGUGAGGAUAAAGUCGAGCCUUUCGACGGUUGGGGUAGUGUCAAACCGAAACAACGUCCGAAAGAUUAUGUUCCCGAUCCUGUCGAGAUGGAGAAAAAGAGGUAUAUCGAUACUAGUCUUUUGGUCAGGGCGUUACAACGAAAGUACAGUUUUGGGGAUAAAGAUCAUGUUUGGAAUGGAAAGAAGGAUAAGACUCCGUAUUAUCAGUAUCACGCCGCGUGAAGAAGAAGAAGAAGGAAAACAGGUCAAAAUAAUGUUUGGAUACAUAUGAAAAAUUUGUUUAUAUAACCAGUGGUAUAUCACACAGGAAGAUCGGGGGUUUCGAGUUGUAAUAAUUUGAAUUGUCGAGGUGUAUGUAUGAAAUGUCGGUAUGU
This is a messenger RNA of Tremella mesenterica DSM 1558, 1703 nucleotides long. RefSeq lists its product as uncharacterized. Gene Ontology annotation, cellular component: cytoplasm. Lineage: Eukaryota; Fungi; Basidiomycota; Tremellomycetes; Tremellales; Tremellaceae. Gene Ontology annotation, molecular function: flavin adenine dinucleotide binding; electron-transferring-flavoprotein dehydrogenase activity. Bases 1 to 1551 code for a protein of 516 amino acids. The transcript is spliced from 8 exons. The record is from RefSeq and is a predicted model, not a curated record.